Molecule: messenger RNA, 1673 nt
Organism: Polypterus senegalus (gray bichir)
Lineage: Eukaryota; Metazoa; Chordata; Cladistia; Polypteriformes; Polypteridae
Product: odorant receptor 131-2-like
Exons: 2
Coding region: 108-1085 (325 amino acids)
Biological process (GO): G protein-coupled receptor signaling pathway
Cellular component (GO): membrane
Molecular function (GO): G protein-coupled receptor activity
Source: RefSeq, a predicted model, not a curated record
GUGAAUGCAGCAGCAGUUAGCCUGGUGUGUUUAUUACCAAACAAUCCUUCACCAUCCUGCUUAGUUAGUCCUUGUGAAGGCAUUCCCUCAGAGCCACAAUCUUCACUAUGAACUCCACUGAAGAUGCAUUCCUGGCAACACUGACUAAAAAAGAAUUUCCUUCUGCAGCACCUUUGUCACUAAAAAUCAAAUCCAUUAUAAAGAUCUCCACUGUAGCAUUUUUAUAUAUUGUAACCAUGCACAUCAAUGGCUUGCUGAUUUUUACGUUUCUCAAGCAGCCUCUGUUCCAUGGUAAUUCCCGCUAUGUCCUCUAUAUCCACAUGGUGUUCAAUGAUGUGUUUGGGCUGAGUGUCUCAUUUAUCAUGCAAAUUUAUUUUCAGGUAAUGCCCUACACACCUGUGCCAGUGUGCUACUUUCUCUUGAUCCUGUCUGUUUCUAGCACCUUCAACACCCCCUUGAAUUUAGGACUGAUGGCCCUUGAGCGCUAUGUUGCAAUUUGCCAACCACUCCGACAUGCAGAACUCUGCACCAUUCCCAGAACGUCCUGUGCUCUUGCUGUGACGUGGGUGAUAAGCCUCCUUCCUGCAGUGUCAGACCUCAUCAUUGUCUUCUUCGUUGAGUCACUGAGCUUUUUCAACACCAGAAUAAUCUGUAAAGGAGACAGCUUCAGCAGGGCACCAUUCCAGUCCAUUAAGAGACACUGCAUGAACAUCAUCUAUUUCUCACUCGUUUGGCUUAUUAUCAUUUUCACAUAUACUGGGAUUUUCAUUGCUGCCCGGUCGGCCAGCAUCUCUGAUAAAUCAUCUGCCAAAAAGGCGUACAACACUGUGCUUCUUCAUGCAGUUCAAUUAAUGUUAAGUAUGCUUACAUUUCUGGCUCCCUUAACGGAGAUAUUCUUUGUAGAAUUUCCAGUGGAAUACCAGAUGGAUGCUCAAUACAUCAGGUAUGUCUUUGUAAACAUUCUUUCACGAUUUCUGAGUUCAUUAAUUUAUGGACUAAGAGAUGAAAACUUCCGAAAGCACAUUAAAGGACAUUUGAAGUGCUUCUGUAAGACAUUCCAUUCAGAUAAGGACAUGCAAAAGUAAUCUGUGGGUUUUUAGUAAAUUAUUGCAUUUGUGUGGUAAAGUAAAUAUUGAAAUAAUGGAAAUGCAACCUUCUAAGAAUUGUGCUUGGAUGUCAGUCAUGUUGGUCCUUGUUGGUUUUCAGAAAUCUGUAAGAAGUCUUCAUUGUGAUCCUAACCUUCUGUGAAGACAAAGUAAGGUGGCCAGCUGCAUGAAAACUGAAGACAAAAAUUUUCUUCAAAACCCUACAUCAUAUUUUAUUCGUCCUUGUCUCAUCUUAUUACUUGUAUUUUUUAGUUAAUGUCAAUUUGCAUUUUCAUUGUCUUUUCUGAAGAGUAUAGCCAGUGCAUUUAAUUAAUAAUUACAUGUAAACCAAUGUAUCAUUAUUUUAAAAAAAAUUCCCUAGUUUCUUUUGUAUGUAUUAAUCAUUAAAUGCCAAUUGUUUGAUAAGACGGUUACAGAUUAAAUGGUAAUACUAAUGUUGUGUUACCUUCAUUUCAUUAUGAAUCUGCAUGUCUGGCAUUAGGCUUGUGAUGUGUGAAGGGUUUGUUCUGACCUGCAUAAAUGGAUGGAUGGGUUAAAUCUGCAUAUACAGCUUUUAAAAUAAAGAAA